AUGUACAACAGCUACAACGCGAACGAGUUGAGAAAGCACUGCGAAACAUCGAGAGUCGUGUGCACCGGAAUUGGCGUCGUAAAUGGGGUUGGAGUCGGGCUGGAGAAGUUUUGGGAGAAUCUCAUCUCCGGGUAUAACUCGAUUGACAAAAUUACCAAAUUUGACGUAACAGGCAUGGCCUGCGGCAUAGGCAGCGAAAUUGAUAAGAAAAAUUUCAACCCGUGUGAUUAUUACACAAACAAAAAGGAUGCUAAUCGGAACGAUGAUUGCACGCACUAUGCUGUGGCUGCAACAAGAUUAGCCAUAGAUGACGCAAAAAUUGACUUACACAAAAUUGAUUGCAACAAAGUAGGGACCAUCAUCGGAAGUGGGAUCGGUGGUUUGCUUUUUCUAGAAAAUGAAAUGAAAACAUUGUAUGAAAAGGGACAUAAAAGAAUAAGUCCUUAUUUAAUCCCAGCAAUGAUAGCUAAUACACCAGCAGGGUUUGUAUCCAUGGAGCAUAAUUUACGAGGCAUUUCACUUGGUAUGCUAAGUGCCUGUGCAACCUCUGGCAACACAAUUGGGGAAGCAUAUCGAUAUAUUAAGUAUAAAGAAUACGAUGUGAUGGUUUGUGGAGGAACUGAGGCAAGCAUUACUCCUAUAAGUUUUGCCGGAUUUAACGCAUUGAGAGCGUUAUGUAGUGGAUAUAAUGAUAACCCCAAAAAAGGGUGUAGACCGUUUGACUUGAAAAGAAGCGGUUUUGUCAUGGGAGAAGGGGCCGGAAUUUUAAUUUUAGAGUCGUAUGAACAUGCACUUAGGAGGAAUGCCAAAAUAUAUGGAGAAAUUUUAGCAUACUCUUCCGAAAGCGAUGCUUUUCAUAUCACAGCCCCAGAGCCAACUGGACGGGGACUAUGCAAUUCUAUCAACAAGGCUAUAAAAAAUGCAAAUAUAAACCUAUCCGAUGUUAAGUACGUAAAUGCACACGGAACCUCUACCAAUCUGAAUGACAAAAUUGAAACCAAGGUAUUAAAAACUGUGUUUAAAGAUCACGCAUAUAAGUUGCAUAUAUCUUCUACUAAAAGUAUGACUGGUCAUUGCAUAGGAGCUGCAGGCGCAAUUGAAUCCAUCGUAUGUUUGAAAGCAAUGGAAACAAAUAUUAUUCCUCCCACCAUUAAUUACGAACACAAGGAUGUUGAGUGCGAUUUGAAUUAUACACCAAAUAAGAGUUUACACGCGAAGGAAAAUAUAGACAUUUCGUUAAAUACCAAUUUAGGAUUUGGUGGACACAACACUGCUCUGUUGUUUGGGAAAAUUAAAAAAUGA
Messenger RNA from Plasmodium inui San Antonio 1, 1302 nucleotides. Its product is annotated as 3-oxoacyl-[acyl-carrier-protein] synthase II. The record is from RefSeq and is a predicted model, not a curated record. The transcript is spliced from 2 exons. Lineage: Eukaryota; Apicomplexa; Aconoidasida; Haemosporida; Plasmodiidae. Bases 1 to 1302 code for a protein of 433 amino acids. Gene Ontology annotation, molecular function: 3-oxoacyl-[acyl-carrier-protein] synthase activity. Gene Ontology annotation, biological process: fatty acid biosynthetic process.